Molecule: messenger RNA, 1736 nt
Organism: Mugil cephalus (flathead mullet)
Lineage: Eukaryota; Metazoa; Chordata; Actinopteri; Mugiliformes; Mugilidae
Gene: hoxb6b
Product: homeobox B6b
Exons: 4
Coding region: 517-1113 (198 amino acids)
Biological process (GO): anterior/posterior pattern specification; regulation of transcription by RNA polymerase II
Cellular component (GO): nucleus
Molecular function (GO): RNA polymerase II cis-regulatory region sequence-specific DNA binding; DNA-binding transcription factor activity, RNA polymerase II-specific
Source: RefSeq, a predicted model, not a curated record
GAACUUAUUUCCCAUGAGGUUAUAUUGCAGCUGCUGUUUUUUCCACCGCUCAUUCACUUAACUGUAGUAACGCAGCCUUUUUUUUUCUUGCCUCGUUGUUUAUGCAAUACGCGUGUGGGGAGUUUGUUACAGGAAGCCUGGCCGCUGCGGCUUUUAUGUGCGUGCGUAAUUUCUCCAAAAGUGGCGAGGCUGGAGCCCUGUGCGCGACGCCUCGUUCGCCGUGUGCGCCAUGUUAAUGUGGCCGCACUUAUGUGGCUGCGUGUUGGUGAAAAUGAGGGAUGACAACACUCCUGGAUGGAGGGAUUACUUCCAUGAAGUCACUUAAACAAAGUGGGAAAUUUGGGAGGGUACGAGGCUGACAGGAAGCGAGAGGAGCUUCUCCGGAGUGGCACCCACACCGGGAAUGAUGGAUUAUCAACAAAGGACUCUCUCCUGGGUCAGAUACCGCUAUAUUCCUCGGGAUAUACCGAUCCGUUAAGACACUACUCCAACGCGGCCACAUAUGGAGCGGCCAACAUGCAGGAGAAGGUUUACCCGGCGUCCUACUACCAGCAAACGGGCGCGGCGGCCGCGGCCAUCUACGGCCGGGCCGGCGGCGGAGGGGCGCCCUGCGACUACAACCCGGUCGGGACUUUCUACAAGGACGCGGACGGCUCGUGCGCUUUCACGAGCCGCGAGGACCAGCCGCUGUUCGUCAGUCAGGAGCAUCAGCAGCGCAAGGCGGAGUGCCCCGAGCAAGCUGUCAGCAUGAGCAGCAGCAUCGACGACAAGUCCUCCACUCUGAUCUACCCCUGGAUGCAGAGGAUGAACGCCUGCUCCGCCGAUACACCCCUUCAGAUUUUGAGUGCAGUUUCAGGGCCAUUUGGCAGCAGUGGCCGCAGGGGCCGACAGACCUACACCCGCUACCAGACUCUGGAGCUGGAGAAGGAGUUCCACUUUAACCGCUACCUGACCAGGAGGCGCCGGAUAGAGAUCUCACACGCCCUGUGCCUGACGGAGAGACAGAUCAAAAUCUGGUUUCAGAACCGCAGGAUGAAGUGGAAAAAGGAGAACAAACUCCUCAAUCCCUCAAAGACACCCGAAGACGAGGAGCAAGCUGAGAAGAAGAGCUAAAAAAAAAAAAAAAAAAAAAAAGGACACUGAAACAAAGGCAUGUGUGCGUGUGUGUGUUGAAGUGCACACCCCUAAAAUAAAACCAUGUAUUAUUUCUUUGUAGAUAUAAAAGUGCUGCAAACCACAUGUUAGAGACGUGUGGAGUGACUUAAUUUCAGUUUCUGCACGGUGACAGUGUCCGCAUUAGGUUAAAACCAGGUCCUCCUCUGUUUGUCCUUGUGCUCGUGUCUUUAUUUAGGGGACUAUGCAAAAAAAUAUAUAUAUGUUAAAAAACAAAACAAACAAAAAAAAAAAAUCCAACAAAAUGUACAUAAUAAUUAUUUGUGUUUAGUUCCGGACAAACGAUGUUACCUCAUUAUCGUAGAGUUUUAUUUUUCCAUCUUUUAAACUUAAAGGAAAAAAAAAGAAAGAAAAAAAAGAUUUGUCCUUCACUGUACAUCUUGUGGUGUAGUUUUGCCCUGUGAUAGUCUAUUGUUGUUUACAGCUGUGCCAUCGACAUGUUCAAUUUGUACAGAAAAAUGUUACAUGUUAUUUAUUGUUGUGUGUUCAAUGCACAUCUGGAUAUUGUGUGCAAUAUUUUGUUUAGGAAACUGUACAUAGAAAUAAAGGCUUUUUGAUGUAUA